Gambusia affinis (western mosquitofish) is the source of this 4881-nucleotide messenger RNA. It is a transcript of the gene mapk11, whose product is annotated as mitogen-activated protein kinase 11. Gene Ontology annotation, cellular component: nucleus; cytoplasm. Gene Ontology annotation, biological process: protein phosphorylation; intracellular signal transduction. The transcript has 12 exons. Bases 139 to 1224 code for a protein of 361 amino acids. Gene Ontology annotation, molecular function: ATP binding; MAP kinase activity. The record is from RefSeq and is a predicted model, not a curated record. NCBI's taxonomy places the organism in Eukaryota, Metazoa, Chordata, Actinopteri, Cyprinodontiformes, Poeciliidae.
GGAGCAGCAGCAGCAGUUCGGCUCGGCUCGCGCAGCAGACGGCCGUCCGUAUCCACUUAUUUUCGGCUCUGCUCUCCUCCUCCACCUCUCUUUUCUUUCCUUUCUUCCUUUUCUGAAGCCGGUUGAGGAAAAAAAAAAAUGUCAGCCAGACCGGGAUUCUACCGGCAGGAGCUGAACAAGACCGUAUGGGAGGUUCCGGAGCGGUAUCAGAACCUGACGCCGGUGGGCUCUGGAGCCUACGGCACGGUGUGCUCGGCUUAUGACGUGGUCUCCAGGCAGAAGGUGGCGGUGAAGAAACUCUCCAGGCCCUUUCAGUCUCUGAUCCACAGCCGCCGCUCGUACCGCGAACUCCGGCUUCUCAAGCACAUGAAACACGAGAACGUCAUCGGGCUGCUGGACGUCUUCACGCCGGCGGCGAUACUAGAAGACUUCAAUGAGCUCUACCUGGUGACCAACUUGAUGGGGGCAGACCUCAACAACAUCGUCAAGUUUCAGAGGCUGUCGGACGAGCAUGUGCAGUUCCUAAUUUACCAGCUGCUCCGCGGCCUUAAGUACAUCCAUUCAGCCGGACUGAUCCACAGGGACCUCAAGCCAAGUAACGUGGCCGUGAACGAAGACUGUGAGCUCAGGAUACUUGACUUUGGAUUGGCCAGGCAGACAGACGAUGAGAUGACAGGGUAUGUGGCGACACGUUGGUACCGAGCACCAGAGAUCAUGCUGAACUGGAUGCACUACAACCAGAAUGUUGAUAUUUGGUCUGUGGGCUGUAUCAUGGGAGAACUGCUGAAAGGAAAAGUCUUGUUCCCCGGCACUGACUAUAUCGACCAGCUGAAGAGAAUCAUGGAGGUGGUUGGCACCCCGACACCGGACCUGCUGAAGAAGAUCUGCUCCGAACACGCCCAGAAGUACAUCCAGUCUCUUCCCUUCAUGCCCCAACAAGACAUGGAAAAGAUCUUCAGAGGAGCAAACCCUCUUGCCAUCGACCUGCUGAAGCGCAUGCUGGUUCUGGACUGUGAUGAGCGGAUCUCGGCCAGUGAGGCCCUGGCCCACCCUUACUUCUCGCAGUACCACGACCCAGACGACGAGCCGGAGGCUCCGCCUUAUGACCAAACACUGGAGAGCAAGGACCGGACUCUGGAGGAGUGGAAAGAGCUGGUGUUCGAAGAGGUGAGCAGCUUUAAGGCGUCGGGCAGUAAGACGGACAGCCUCCAGGCGGAGCAGUAAGGACCCCUCUGCUCCACCGCCACCCAGACCAACAACCACACACCCACUGGAUGCAAAACAGACCGUGGAGAAAAGCAACAUUAAUUGUGUUUGAUUGUUUUUGACGUGAAAAGGGCAACGGCGGUUUCCAUGGGGACCAAAUGCACAAACAUUCCGGGCGCAGGGAUCAUGUUUGGGACGGUGUUAAAAAGGACAUCUCUGCAGCAGAAAGUCACUUCCUGUUGCAUUUCCGCUGACGGACGGUGAAAUGAGGAACCGUUUGGGUGUCGAAAGGAUUGGUGGGGAGGGGGGGGGGGGGCUUUCAGUGGCAAAUCUGUCCUUACAGGCUGAGAAAAGAUAAAGACAAAGGUAUAAAUACGCAAACUAGGAUUUCCAAAGCAACGUCAGGGACAUAUCACCCAUCAGUUCCAUGAACCUAGUGCUUUCAUUUAUGGGAUUCAUCUUUAACCUUCUGGAGUCCCUUUGUUUUGGUUCGCCACCGACUACGUUUAAAUGACAGAGAAAUGUCAUGAAUCAACUGUUUUUUAAAAAUAUUAUUGCCAUUUAUAACUUCAGCUCUCAUCAUGUAAUAAAAGUUACAAAUGUUUUGCAAUUUUAACUCCUUAAAUGUCUAUUUUAGUGAUUAAAUAUCCCAAUUUUUUAAGAAAAACAAAGAAACAUAAAAAGUUGUUUUUUUUCCCCCCAAUCUGUUUAUGAAAUUUAUGGAUUUACGCAACAAGCAAAAACUAUGAAGGAAUUUCAACAUCAGGGGGAAAAAACUAAACUCAGAUUUCAUUGGUAGUGUGUUCUAAACAUGGCGUUCGAAUGGUAGUAAAUGGCAACACAACUAUUGGAAGGAACACAGUUUGUGAUAUUUAAUUUAUUAAAAACUUUAAAGGUAAGAUGGUAAAGAUUUCAUCUGGCCAUGUUUAACACAGGCUGCAUUAACAAUCGCGUUUUCCAAAACAAAAUGAUUUUUAAAAAGCGCCAGCACAAAAACAAGUUGAGGGACCCAGGAGGCUAAAGGUUAAAGGUCGCCGGCGUUACACUGAAGCAUGAUUUAUUCUCAUUUUACAGUCGUGUCUUAUAACUGGAACUGUAUUGUAAUCUCUCUCUGUUUAUAAUGCACAAUAGCAGAAUUUUCAACUUGUUCAGUCAAACAAACUGCUGCUUCGUCUCUCCUGCCUAUUUACACCUGAACACCAACUGUGCUGUUAUUAGCAAGGUAAUGAAUAUAUGCCAAAGCUGGAAGAGUGUGACGGCGCUGCAGGUGUGUGUUUACUCUGGAACCUCGCUCUCAUCCACAUCCUGCUGGCGGCUGAUUGUUGGUCACCUGUUAGCUUUGGCUGCUCUGCUUCAGGCUCCUUCGUUUGCUUUCCCGUAUGUGAGUUUACACUGAUUAACGUUCAAUUCUGCAGACAGCCUCAGACGGUAUCUAUCCAAUAAAGUACGGGAGUCUCAUAUAUAUAAUGUGGAGGUCAAUCAAACAACGCAACAUUCUGGCUGUUUAUGGCCACCAUAAAGCUCUGUUUGUGCUCUCCAGGUCUAAUGAUGGCGAUUAAAAGAAGAUAGAGUCUAACCAGGGUCAACUUUGUUUAGCUCCGUUUCUGUCUUUCAUCCUAAGCGCAACGUUUUUGCCCGACAUCAUCUGAUGCAAAUGCAUGAGGCGUGUAGUCGGUGCAUGUGAACAUUGUCACAGCGCGUCGUCCGUGUCUUGCUGCAAACUGGAGUUUUGUUCGGACCAUUCCCUAAAAAACAAAUGGCUACACUGCAACAUGAGAGGUUUCUCAUGUUGCAGAUAACAAUAACAAUAUUUUAGGGUCCUUCUAGAGUGUGCUAGGCAUGGGCUAGUAUGAUAUUCACCCAGUUCUACAUCAUAAACAUCAUAAAAAUACCACAGUGUCUCUCUGUUUGAAAUUUUCCAUAUAAAAACAAUGAUAUUUAGUACGGAUGUAACGACAUGGAAACGUCCUCUAAUCGUGCAAUGCAUCACAUUCACUGUCACAUGACCAAACCGAACCCACAUGACCAACCUCCUGCUUCUGAAACACAAACAAGACGGAAAUAAAGAUCAGUCGUUAAUAUCGACCCAGUUUUACUUAUCAGACCAAAACCAACAUGUUAAAAAAAGACCAACAUCAGCAUAUUUAUCGAUAUACAGUACAGACCAAAGGUUUGGACACACCUUCUAAUUGAAAUCAAUUAGAAGGUGUGUCCAAACUUUUGGUCUGUACUGUAUAUCGUGGAUUCCUAAAAUGUAGUCACUAGAAAUAAAAUUCAUAUCAUUAUCUAGUUGUUACAUCUCAGCUAUCAAAGUGCAAUCGAAAUACUACAAACAAAAUAACACGGCAUAUUGAGAAUUACACUUGUAUGAUGUUAACUAGAGCAUAUGCUUAUUUUUGAUAAACAGACUAUUUUCAAAAUGUAGAACAAAUAUGUGGUAAAUUAAUCAGAUGACCAGCCGGACAUCCUGCUUGUAAAUGUAUGACUAUUGUUUAAAAUAGUCUUAAAAAGAGUGAUGGCUGGUGCUGCCUUACUUUCCACUCUACCCCAACUAUCCACAACCGUAAGUAUUUCCAAAUUGCCAAAUGUGUUUUUCUUGUGAGUUAGAUGAAAAAUAUAGUAUUUUUAUUUCAGCCAGCUGAAAUAAGCUGAUUGAAAUAACGCCACAUCUGAAUAAAACUAGUGACUUUAUAGUGACACCAACUCUUCAUAACUUUAUAAAGAACUUUAAAUCAGAAUGGGAGAAACUUGGAAAUGAAAUAUUUGAUGUACCUUGAUGCCAAUAACUGGCCCAUGCCUAGAACAGUUCUAUAAUAAUUAAAAUUUUUGUUGUAAAAAGUUAAUUGCAUUUUUUAAUUUAGAUCAAGUUUGCCCAAGAUUUUUAUGGAAGCUAAUGCUAAUGAGUUUGCUUAAAUGGCCCUGAACACAUAGCUUAACAGGCUAGCUAAAGUGCUAAUAUUUUUCUAGUGUUAGCUUUGUUAGCUUAUUGGGUUAGAAUCUGUUGUAAUGUAACCAGAAGCAUUACAAUUUCAGAUUUUCAGGCAUUUCUGUAAUCUAGGGUAAUCUGUAACUUAUCAUUUUGUUUUUUAUUCAAAUGCACAAAAUCAAACUGUGCUUUUGGCUAAAUUCACUCAAGUUUAAUGUACCAGGUGUCAUUUACAUAUUGCUAAAUCAGCAGCACAAAGAGCAAAUGUUUACAAGUACAGUCCAAAAAUGUUUUUUUUUUUUAUUAUUAUUAUUAUUUCUUUUGCUUUCAUGUAGCAUUUUCAGCAUCCAUUAACGCUGGAUGAAAAAUAUUGAGACUAUUGUCCUAGAAAAGCGAAACGGUCUCCGUCUGAGUAUACUAAAAGUCUGAACGUUUAGACAUGAUGUGUUUAUGUUAAUGUAUCUGUGGUGGACUUGAAUAACAGCUGCAUACUGAAUGUAUAUGUUUACUGUAUGUAUGUAUGUUUGUUAAAAGUUAGUGUUGGCUUUUGAAUAAUGUUGGCAUGUGAUUCAGUUGUUUGGGUUUCAGAUCACUGCAAGGAAUGUCAGUUCUUUUAUCAACAGGUAGUUAUGGAAGUUUAAGCUUCAACAGAAUAAAUACUAAUGUUUUCUUGUUUUUUGUUGGGGUUUUUUGCACCAAAUAUUUUCAGUGAUUUUUAUGUAUUCUGGCUGUAUAAUUAAAGAAAAUGU